Molecule: messenger RNA, 900 nt
Organism: Cooperia oncophora
Lineage: Eukaryota; Metazoa; Nematoda; Chromadorea; Rhabditida; Trichostrongylidae
Source: the annotation of a GenBank genome assembly
AUGCCGGAAUCAGGCCAUAACGAGGAAGACGAAGAUAUCUCCCUAGAACUCGAAGAGGAGACGACUACAGCUCGACCCCGUCGUUCAACAACUCCGGUACCUCUACCACGACAGAAUCACCUUUACACAAUAUUUCCCACGUUACAAAAGGAAGACGAUUGGAGAAGGUACUGCCCAGUCAACCAAUACACUUUCCAAGUGACUUGUCUACCCGGGAAAAAGCUAAGAUAUGAUCUCCAGGUAAGGAACAGUUGGCAGAUUCUCUGCCAAGAAUUUUCGGAGAAAUGUGGAGUGCCAAACGUUAAUCUCUACCCGAGUCGUCACGCCAACCCAGCGGACGAAGGUCGUCCAAAGGGUUACGGUCAAAAACAACAAAAUGGUCAACUCGGCCUUGGAAGAAGCUGGGCAUUCGGAUUGGGAGCUAUACUUGGUCUGCUUACUGUUUUUUUACCAGUUUACCCGGUUCUUAUUUAUAGGUUCGAGGUAACAUCCAGCCAAGGAACAGAUAUUGGUGCCGGAAAUCUUCCAUUUCUCAAUCAGGUACUAUUUUUAGCACUCAGCCUGGCUAUCCAUAAUAUCCCUCAUUUGGUCUCGCUGGGAGCGCCAACGAACGGCGACAAAAAGCUCAGCCAGGAAGUGCUCAACUCUUUCGGCAUACCAAACAUUCCUGCACUUAAAAAUUUGUUCGGAAAACUCGGUGGAAACCGGCCAAAGAAGCCUGUAGUGGGCUACGAACCAGGCUAUGGUGCAGUGAAUCCCAAUGCUCCACUUGCCAUCGGAAAGGUACAAUUUUUGAUUGCGUGCUAUUGCUUCAAAACCGAUGUUGACGCCAUCAACCUUCCAGGAGGUUUCGGUGACGUCGAAACGCUCAAAGGAGGCGGAUUCGGUUUUGGAAAAUAG